AUGUCCGUCGUACCCAUGGAUGCAGGCAAAGGCCUGACCGACCCAGCACAAAUCGCAGCGGCAGCAGCAGCCCAGCAGAAGUUCUUCGUCGUCCAAUUCGGCGUCCCAAUCCUCAUCGCGACGACUCUCUCCUGCUUCUUCGCCGGCCUCGUCCUCUCGACCAUCUUCACCUACUUCUCACGGUACGGCAAGAGCGAUCGCUGGGCGUUCCGCAUACUCGUCGGCUACUUCCUCCUCGCGCUGCUAGGCGACACAGGGACGCAGAUCGCCUGGUGCUACGGCUACACCAUCACGAGCCAGCUCGAUCCCGCCAGCGUUCUAUUGAUGCCGAAAUGCUUCGCCGCGUACACCGUCCUGACCGCCAUCACCGUCUUUUCAGCGCAAAUCUUCUUCAACUGGCGCAUCUGGGUCAUCUCGGGUCGCACGCAGUGGCCGCUGUGCGGCUCAAUUUGCUUCAUCCAAGUUGGUUCCCUCGCGUGCGGUUGCUACAUGCUUUACGAGAUGUCGGUGAAGAAGCAGUUUUCUGAGUUUGGCCAGGUCCGACAAGCGCCGUGGGCAUGGCUCGGAGCAGGACUCUUCACAGACGUACUCAUCACCGCCGGCAUGACCUACUACCUGCUCAUCGCGCCCCGCCUCAAUGGCACCAACGCUCGCCAGCACCAAGUCGUCGAGUCUCCGCUCCGCCGCCUCGCCAUCCAGUCCUUCCAGACCAACUUCCUCUCGCUAUGCAUCCAGACAACCUCGCUCGUCCUCAUAAUUAUGAAGAUCACCACUUUCCACUACUCCAUCUCCGGCUUCCAGGAGGCCAAGAUCUACAUCGCAUCGGUCGUCAUCUCCCUCAACGCACGCCACUCGACAAGCGACCGCUCGGCGCACUUCUCCGAAUCCAACCCGACCGCAUCAGGCCGCUCGAAAGGCUUCGGCUCGCGUUUCAACCGCUCAUCGAUCGGCACCGGUAUCGCCUCACAGCCGCAGCAGCAGUCGGUGCACGUGCAUGUCGAGCGGGAACAGCAGGUCGAGGUUGGCGAGACGGAGAGGCCCUAUACGGUCAAGUUCGACCGCGCCGACAGCGAUUGGAGCUCGGCGGAGAAGGGCGACGUCGAGCUUGGUCGGUUGGAGGACGUCAGCAUCAACGAGAAGAUCUGA
Rhodotorula toruloides NP11 is the source of this 1146-nucleotide messenger RNA. RefSeq lists its product as uncharacterized. Lineage: Eukaryota; Fungi; Basidiomycota; Microbotryomycetes; Sporidiobolales; Sporidiobolaceae. The transcript has 8 exons. The record is from RefSeq and is a predicted model, not a curated record. Bases 1 to 1146 code for a protein of 381 amino acids.